AUGCCGGGACCGAGACUCAGGGCACACUCACAGGCUAACCCAAUCUCGGCGACUCUCCUUUCCCCCCUGAACGCUCGCUCCACAAAUCAUCACUCGCUGCCCCGUUGCGCCCUCGUCACGCCUGUACGGCCGCCAGUUUUUGCCAAUAAUUGGCCCUCAUCAUUCACCAACGCGAUCAGGCGCUGCUCCCGUUGGUGCUGCAGCAAGAAGACCCAUCCCCGUCCAGGUCCCCAUCCUUCCGUUGGGCUUCUUGCCGCUGCAGGGUCGUUGCCGUCGUCGUUGUCAAGCAGAAAAAGCAGCCGCACCACCACCACCGCCGCCGCUACCACCCGAGAUACCACCUGCGGCAGCACAUUUUGCUCUUCCCUCCAAGGGCGAAGCGCUGUUGUUGGCCGCAUAACUCACGAUUGCAUUGAGACCACCUCCGCCGCCAGCAACACCAAUACCUCCUCCACCUGCACCGACCCUACCGCCUCUGCGAAAGCUAAUCCUGCCGUCCGAGCCACCAUCGUCGCUGUCGUUGCUGCUGUAGUCGCUGCUUCUUCUCUCGCCUGUCUUUUGCAUUUCUUUGUCCGAGGCUCCACUCUCCUAGCCGCAAACCUAAUCGUUUUGCUGCACGACUCCAACCUGCGCUGUCGCUUUCUCACCAGUCACAGUCCUUCGACGUCCCCUCCAUCUCUGUCGCCAGCGCAUUUCCAGAUUUCCCCGUCACUGCCGUCGCCGUCGCUCCCGUCGAGUAAAGAGGCCCUGGCGAUCUCCACGAGCGUGGCCCAGGCGUCGCUGCAAACUCCUCUUCGACCAGACCCGUACUCCACAGUUCCCCAUGCAUCCGCGAACACUCGCCUGCCCACGCUAUCGCAGCAGCCUGCCUACCCUGGCGCUUCGCCCGACCUUGACCGUUCAGUAGCCGCUGCCGGCCUGCCUCAGGGCCGCAGCCCAUCACUUCUUCGCGGUUACGACCCCAAAGACUAUUUCACGCAGUCUCCCUUUCGGAAUCGUGCAGCAUCCUCCGCCGCCCGUCGCCUACCUCACCUUUCAGCUGCUCGCCUCUGGAACCCAACAAACUCGACCCCGCGACUCCCCGAGAAGACCAUUCGCAAACGACGUCCAUCGACACCGCCUCCUCCCGCAGUUCCUCUAUCACAUCCGACCCUCGAUCCCUACUCCGUCGAUCCCUCUGAUCCCUUGGGCAUUGGCGCAGGCGAUUACCCGCUUUUGACUCUCCCCGAACAACGUCAGACUAGACAUUCCACGUCGAAUCGCGCAAGCCUUCAGCUCGACAGGAACGCCGAACACCGCAUCAGCCUUCCGCCCUCGGUUCGUCAUUCAUACGACGGAAGAAGAUCCGCCGACCCGUCGCCGACAUUUCAAGACCCCGACUCUGGCCUGUGUGACGAUAAAGGCGACGCGCCUGCAGAACCACCCGUCGAACCUCGAGUUACUGGCCUUCGAAAGCGAGGUCAAAGCGUGUCAAACCCUCUGGUCGUGGACUUCGCCUACGUCGACAAGGGCAAAGGAAAAGCAAUCAUGGAGCAGACUACCGAGGCACAGGUGCGGGGGACUUCUAAGGACUUGGAGCGUGGACCUGAUGUGCUCCCACGCAUUUCCAAUGUGUCGGCUGGCGAUGGAAUCGGCUCAGCCAUAUCCUCAUCAAACUCGUCUAUCAUGGGAGAGGAAUUGCCGCCAGAUCUCGGCGAGGAAUGGGGCCCCCAGCACCCGUGUUUCCCGCAUCUAAAUCCUCAUGUUCCGAUCGACUCUCCCGAGUAUCACAACACGCGUAUCAUUCGCAUUCGGCGGGACUGGUUGCUGGAAGGAGAUUUGGCACCGACGUUCUUAAAUCUAUACCCCGAAAUUCUCGACCCGGCUGGUUUGUCAGAGCAAGAAUUCCGCCGUAUCAUCGACAGGCUGAAUGGUGAGCUUGUGCCAAUAUUCAGCCCAUACAACUGGAGAAACAUAAUGGACAGUGUUCUGGGUUUGGUGACGGGGUGGUUGUGGGAUGACUUGGGCUUCACUGGUGUCAAGGCCCGGCUGAAGCGUCUGGAACGAUGGGUGGAUCAAUGGAAUAACGAGAUGGAGAAGACGGUGGGCAACGAAGACCCCUCAAUGGCGCCGCGCAUCAUUUCGUUGAGGCGGACGGGUUACAUGACUCUGGAUAUACAGAUUCCCGAUCCUGAAAUCGCCCCGGCCCCGAGCACACCAGCAGGGUCGGGGAACAUGCCCAUGGAGCCUCCGGCUGCCGUGACGGCAUGA
Colletotrichum gloeosporioides is the source of this 2250-nucleotide messenger RNA. RefSeq lists its product as uncharacterized. Gene Ontology annotation, biological process: protein targeting to membrane; peptidyl-L-cysteine S-palmitoylation. The transcript is spliced from 3 exons. Bases 1 to 2250 code for a protein of 749 amino acids. Gene Ontology annotation, cellular component: extrinsic component of endoplasmic reticulum membrane; endoplasmic reticulum palmitoyltransferase complex. NCBI's taxonomy places the organism in Eukaryota, Fungi, Ascomycota, Sordariomycetes, Glomerellales, Glomerellaceae. The record is from RefSeq and is a predicted model, not a curated record.